UUGUAUUUUUGUUCGCAGAUUCUCGCGGUCCAUUCGAUUCUUUUUUAAAUCAAUUUCUCCGUGAAAUCUGCUUUAGUUCGCGAAAAUGCCAGAGCUUACAGAAAUGAAGGCCGCCGCCGGUGACGCUAAGGCGGAGUUGAAAGUCAGUGCGUCUGGGUCUGGAACCGAAUCGGAUUCUGACGAUUCCGUGCCGGAGUUGGAGGAGUCUGGACCUUCUACUUCCCAAAGCCAGGUCGCUGCCGCUGCUGGACUGAGCGAGGAAACCGUGAGCAAAGCGAAGCAAAGUCGCAGCGAGAAGAAGUCCCGGAAGCUCAUGUCCAAGCUUGGCCUGAAACAAGUCCAGGGUGUGCACCGAGUAACGAUCCGAAAGUCAAAAAAUAUCCUCUUCGUUAUCAACAAGCCCGAUGUGUACAAGAAUCCUGCCUCUGACACCUACAUUGUGUUCGGGGAGGCGAAGAUCGAAGACCUGAGCCAGCAAGCCCAAAUGGCUGCCGCUGAGAAGUUCAAGGCUCCCGAAAUGGGCACUGCUGCAGAAGCCAGUGCAGCCAUCCCUGCGUCUAUUCAGGAGGAAAGUGAAGAAGAAGGUGAAGUCGACGAGAGCGGAAUUGAGGAGAAGGAUAUCGAGCUCGUGAUGUGUCAAGCGGGAGUGUCGCGCCCGAAAGCCGUGAAAGCGCUUAAGAACAAUAACAACGACAUCGUGAACGCCAUUAUGGAAUUAACAAUGUAGCGGAAGCACGAGAAUGGCAAUUUAAGACAAUUUUAAAUCAUCCUGUUCAUCAGGAAGUCCCGACAGGAGCGAGGAUGGAAAUUGAUCUUAUCCAUUCGCGUGUAUCAGUGUGUUCCUUCGGGAAGAGGCAUUGGUAAAUGCAUAAACGUUAAGAUCAAACCUAAA
Messenger RNA from Notodromas monacha, 892 nucleotides. The record is from the annotation of a GenBank genome assembly. Lineage: Eukaryota; Metazoa; Arthropoda; Ostracoda; Podocopida; Cyprididae.